GAAACAUGAAUUACAGCUCCUGAAGACCAUUUGGAUGAAAAGCAGUGGCAUGUUUGAUUUUAAAAGGUAUCAUCUGCUCCCUGGAAUCCACAGCAUUUUCUCUUAUGGCAAGGUAUCGCCUCAGUAAAAAUAGCAACAAUUCCUUGGAGGCGCAUUGUUCAAUCCAGUACAACGACAGGCUGUAUAGCUCAGCAUCGCAAGCUUUGGAGGACUAUAUUAAAGAUUACAAUCGCAGUCUAGUAUCUCCAGAAAUAAAGCCUGGAAAAAUCUGCGUUAACCGCAGAACUCCUAAAGACUUCAAGCUUUCAAAGGAUGGUUACCAGCAAAAAUAUGUUCUGGAGAACUUCAAGCGGCAUGCAGUAGAAGUUCCCGUUCCUCCCCUUUCAAGAAGAACAGUUACUCGUGACUCGGACCUGCUCAGUCUCACCACAGAUGAUCUUCUAGCCUUUCCUCCAGAUGGUUCAGUGUCUUUUAACCAAGUCGUCACCUUACGGCCAGCACAUCAGAAUAGCAAAACAAAGAGGAAAUCCCAGACUUCUGCCUCUUACAUUCACCACCGGACCAUAUCCUUUGGAGGAAUGAGGAAUCCUUUGGAGGAAGGAGGACUGAGUUUUCCAGGAGAGCCUGUUAUCUCCUCUUCGUACAAAGACCUUAGCAGAAAGGCACCUGCACAAUGUACGUUUCAUAAAUACAGUUCUGGUGCUUCAGGGCAUUCUCCGCAGAACCACUUCGUCAAGCAGGAGGAAUCGGAGCCUGUGUUUCAUAAGAACUAUCCGAGGUGGCUGACGAGUCAAAAAUCUGACUUGAGCGUUUCGGGGAUCAGCAGCAUUCCUGAUUCCAAGUAUCCCGCUUGGCUCGAUAGCCUUCAUCUCUUGCCCAAUUCAGCGAAUGGAAGUUUGUCCCAGACCGACGAUGUGGAAAGCGAUUCUUCCCACUCGCAAGGGAGCAGCAAGAAGCUUAUCAGCAGUCAACGUCUGGGCAGAUCAAACAAUUCCAGACAUUCCGAACGCAGUGGUUUGGUGGACCUACAACAUAAGGACGCUGUUCUGAGAAACUGCAAAGGUGAUUGCCGGAAGGUGUGCUUUGCAUCUGAUGGUUCAGGAGAGGGCAGGCAUUCAUGGAGAGAGAACGACCCCAGGGCACUCCUUCGGAAGGUGAAGAAUUCUCUGGAGUCCUCCGCCAAUGAGUUGUCCAGCUUCCUGAACAACGACAGCAGUCCUUGCACAGUGGACAUACUAGAGGCAGAAAGAUCGUGGGAUAAUGUUCCAGUUGGUUUGAAGUCUCCAGUGCCUGUAUGUUGCGAAGAGAACUCUCCACAAGCUCCCAAAGUGAACAUUGUUGAUGGAUUUUUAGAAGAUUGUCUAAAGAACAGCAGUGAAGAGAGUACUUUUUCUGGAGGGAAUCAUCACGGGCCCGUGGAAGCCCUGAAGCUAAUGCUGUUUAAUCUUCAAGCAUUUCAGCAAAGUUUUAAGAAGACCGCCAAACAAGACGAAGAGCCUAAAAAAACUUCAGAUGAGGACAUCGAUUUGAAGCAGUGCGAUACCGAUGGAAUCCCUGGAACAAGGUCCCUUCAGAGAGCUUUGCACCAUUUAUCUCGGCUCAAAGUUCUGGUUGAUACGGAAGAUGCAGGCAGUAAAGAAGAAGCGAUAAAAUCAUUGCAAGACGUCACGGAUAAAUUGGCAUAA
Molecule: messenger RNA, 1685 nt
Organism: Heteronotia binoei (common prickly gecko)
Lineage: Eukaryota; Metazoa; Chordata; Lepidosauria; Squamata; Gekkonidae
Gene: C4H18orf54
Product: chromosome 4 C18orf54 homolog
Exons: 7
Coding region: 105-1685 (526 amino acids)
Source: RefSeq, a predicted model, not a curated record